Molecule: messenger RNA, 2438 nt
Organism: Dendronephthya gigantea
Lineage: Eukaryota; Metazoa; Cnidaria; Anthozoa; Malacalcyonacea; Nephtheidae
Product: ER degradation-enhancing alpha-mannosidase-like protein 1
Exons: 12
Coding region: 88-1803 (571 amino acids)
Biological process (GO): mannose trimming involved in glycoprotein ERAD pathway; endoplasmic reticulum mannose trimming; carbohydrate metabolic process
Cellular component (GO): endoplasmic reticulum; membrane
Molecular function (GO): mannosyl-oligosaccharide 1,2-alpha-mannosidase activity; calcium ion binding
Source: RefSeq, a predicted model, not a curated record
AGUAAACAAAUUCAAUUAGUGAUUAUUAAAAUAUAAAAUCAUUUAGAAUGUUCUUUAUUUAUCGUUCAAAAUAGCAUUUAUUUUUACAUGGAAAUACAAUUUUUUCUAGUUUUAGUAUUUUUAGUUAGUUCUGUUAAAAAUUUCGAUCUAUUCAAGCUGUUUUCUCGUCAGAAUGGUUCACAAUGGCGAAACUACAGUACUGUGUACAGCUAUUUUGGUGAAAGUGAACGGCUGAGAUUACGAGAUGACGCAAAGGAAAUGUUUUAUUUUGGCUAUGAUAACUACAUAAAGUAUGCUUAUCCUUUGGAUGAACUAGAUCCAAUACAUUGCACAGGACGAGGGCCAGAUUAUGACAACCCAUCAAAUAUAAAUAUUAAUGAUGUUCUGGGGGAUUACUCUUUAUCUCUGGUUGAAUCACUUGGAACAUUGGCAGUGAUGGGUAAUAGUAGUGAAUUCAAAAGAGCUGUGAGAUUAGUCAUAGACAAUGUCUCCUUUGAAAAGAAUAAUACUGUUCAAGUUUUUGAAGCUACAAUAAGAGUCCUAGGUGGUCUGCUUGCUGCUCAUUUAAUAAUCCGUGACACAAGCCAGCCAUUUGGAGACAUGCUUCCUAAGGAUUAUAAUGAUGAACUAUUAUUAAUGGCUCAUGAUUUGGGCAACAGAUUACUAAGUGCUUUUGAUAAUACAUCAUUAGGAAUUCCUUUUCCUAGGGUGAAUUUAAAAUCUGGUGUGCCAGCAUCGUCAUCAAGGACAACCUGUACAGCUGGUGUCGCUACUCUUCUCUUAGAAUUUGGGACACUGAGCAGACUCCUGGGAGAUCCAACAUAUGAGAUUACUGCAAAAAAUGCGCUGGAAGCAUUAUGGAAAUUUAGGUCAAAAACGACUGGUCUUUUAGGCAACAUUAUCGACAUAGUUUCUGGUGAAUGGAUCUCUGGUAUGAGUGGGAUUGGUGCAGGCAUGGAUUCACUUUAUGAAUAUCUAUUGAAGGGUUACAUUCUUUUUGGUGACCCAAACGAUUUACGAAAAUUUAACGAGUUGUACCGAAGUGUGAAGACAUAUAUGAGAAGAGGACGCAAAUUUUGUAAUUCUGGUAAUGGCGAUGUUCCUAUAUAUGUUAAUGUAAAUAUGGACGAUGGAAAAAUAUUAAACACUUGGGUGGACUCGCUCUCCGCUUCAUUUGCAGCCGUUCAGGUUUUAAACGGUGAUGUUGAUGAUGCCAUUUGCACGCAUGCUCUAUAUUACGCUAUUUGGAAACGUUAUGAUGCGUUACCGGAGAGAUUUGAUUGGAAUUCACGUGUCUCUCACGUGCAUUUCUAUCCGUUACGUCCCGAGUUAGUGGAGUCUACGUAUUUACUUUACCAAGCGACCCAACAUCCUUUCUAUCUUCACGUAGGCAAGGAUAUCAUGCAUGAUUUGCAGACACAUGCUAAAGCAAGGUGUGGUUACGCAACUCUGCACAAUGUUAUGGAUAAAUCACAAGAAGAUAGAAUGGAAAGUUAUUUCUUGUCGGAAACUUCAAAAUAUCUUUAUCUAUUGUUUGACCGAGACAACCCGGUAAACAAGCAAGCUUCAAAAUAUAUUUUCACAACCGAAGGACAUUUUUUCAAGUUGGAUAAAUCAAUGUGGAAUGUAGAUUCAGAAUUUUACGAUAUGACCGGAGGUUAUCGAUAUGACGUCACUGAAGUAUCGAGAUCCAAUGUUAGUGAUUGGGGGUGUGAAGUCGUGUCCGAUCACAAAAAACGUCCUCUACCGUUGGAACUACGUUAUCUUCAACAAGUUGAAAGUUUAGUUGGCGUGAGGAACUAGGGAAACACUAUAACACUAGCUCUACUGAUUUUGAGGUUAUACAUGAUGAAGUAAUGAAGGUGUAAAACGGGUUAGGAGUCAACCAAAUUUUGGUAACAAUUGAUUUCUUGUUGAAAUCUAAUAUUUUAUAGACCUAUCAAAAAAUAAACGAAAUCGAAAACAUUGUUUCGUGUCCCAAUGUGUACCUUUAUUUGCGUUAUCUUCUUAACUUACAGCUCCCCCCUACAGACUGUAGGUUACUGCAUAUCUUGAAGUAUAUUACCGUAUUGUAUAAUGCGAGGUACACUCAUAUACUGAUCUUGAAGUAUAUUACUGGACUACCUAUUGUAUAAUGCGAGGUACACUCAUAUACUGAUCUUGAAGUAUAUUACUGGACUACCGUAUUGUAUAAUGCGAGGUACACUCAUAUACUGUACAUCACUGUUAAUUGUACUACCGGGUACGAGAUAGUGCAGUUCACUCACUAUACGCUGUAAAAGAACAAUUGAAAAAACGUGCAAAACCUCAAAUGGGUAGCAUUAUUUAUCAUGCAUUAUUUAUCAUAUGAUAAUAUACAGUUAUGUGCAAAUAUGACCUGAAAUAUAUUGGUAAUAUAGCGUUAAAAUAAUUUUUAACUGCAUAUUUCUUUGUUCUAC